CCCGGAUCCCACCCCUCCGCUCGCAGGACCCCGAACACCAAUGAUCUUGCAGCAACCCCUGGAGCGAAGCCCCCAGGGUCGGGCCCGGCGCGACCCGCGGGCUGACUCAGGGGCGUCCCGAGGCGUGGACGCGAGCUCCCCUCUCCGAGGACCUGUGCCCAUGAGUACCAAGCGUCGCCUGGAGGAGGAGCAGCUGCCUGCCUCCUCAUCUCUCCCCAGGGAGCCCCUGCGCAAGCAGUUCCUGUCUGAGGAGAACAUGGUCACCCAUUUCUCUAGACUCAGCCUGCACAAUGACCACCCUUACUGCAGCCCCCCCAUGGCUUUCCCCCCAGCUCUGCCCCCACUCAGAAGCCCUUGCUCUGAGCUGCUUCUCUGGUGCUACCCUGGGAACCUGAUCCCUGAGGCGCUCCGGUUGCUGAGGCUGGGGGACACCCCCAGCCCCCACUAUCCUGCAACCCCAGCUGGGGACAUAAUGGAGCUCUGAGUGCUGGGGGGCAGUGCCCCUGCCCACCUUCCUUCUUCCCCACAGCAGGGGAGGCCAGCACUCCCACGAAGGGAGCAGCUGCCCUGCUUUUCCUCCAGACCAGGCCUCUGGGCACCAGGACCUUCCCCCAACAGAGGACACUGAGCCCCACGGAGCCCUGGGGUGGGAGGCGCAGGAGCAUGGGAAGGGAGCCGUCCCCUCCCCAGAGAACUGAAUAAAGAUUGCUGAGCAAAUGAAGGCU
Molecule: messenger RNA, 725 nt
Organism: Orcinus orca (killer whale)
Lineage: Eukaryota; Metazoa; Chordata; Mammalia; Artiodactyla; Delphinidae
Gene: HCFC1R1
Product: host cell factor C1 regulator 1
Exons: 4
Coding region: 41-484 (147 amino acids)
Source: RefSeq, a predicted model, not a curated record